Messenger RNA from Hordeum vulgare subsp. vulgare (domesticated barley), 2865 nucleotides. RefSeq names its product rust resistance kinase Lr10-like. The transcript is spliced from 3 exons. Gene Ontology annotation, biological process: protein phosphorylation. The coding region runs from base 746 to 2623 and encodes 625 amino acids. The record is from RefSeq and is a predicted model, not a curated record. NCBI's taxonomy places the organism in Eukaryota, Viridiplantae, Streptophyta, Magnoliopsida, Poales, Poaceae. Gene Ontology annotation, molecular function: ATP binding; polysaccharide binding; protein kinase activity.
AAGGCAUGUUUCACAGAGAAAAAUCUAAAGCUGAUCCAUUUUACAACCCUACUCUACAAAGAUAACUUCCUAUAAUUUCCUUAAUAUACUUAACACUAAGUGCAGAUUAUAUUGCACUUGAUAUUUCCCCUGGUUUCUACUGUCUGCAGAUUAGAACGAAUAGGAUACUAAAAUAAGCUAACAACUGAAGCACUUUUUAAGUAGUAACUGAAAGCGAUGGCAGUGCUAACCACAGCAUCUCUAUAUGUCUGGUUGAUUAUUUCAAUGAUGAUUGGACUACAACCAGACACACUGUAAUCAGUCCUCAAUCAAGCAGCUAUCCCAAUGAGUCAACAAGCCUUAUCAUGAUUCAAACUUUGCACAUGGUGCUUUACCAUGUCAGAGUUCACGAGAGUUUAUUAUAGUAGAAUAAUGCAAGUUCCAGGUAACUGCACAUGUACAUAAUUUAAUCCAAGAAGAGUAGGAAUACAGGGUUGAAGAAAACUGAGGGCAUCUGGGUGGUGAAAUGGGAAGAAUAGUCUAAACCCUAAACAGUGAUAGCAUCAUUCAUUUCCAGACACCACAUGAUUUUUCUAAGCCACUCAACUAGGCAGAAGCUCCAGUAGUAGCUUGGAAGUCGCACUCAGGCACACAGCUAUCAUGACAAGCACAGCAUCAGUACCCAUAGGAGUUUGAAGCAAAUAAGUGACAACUUCCUAUACUCCCUGCCUUCUCUUCUUCCUUCUUCAUCCCCAAUACAUUCUUCAUGGACUUCUCGGAAUUUCUUGUCACGCUGCUGCUGGUAUGUCUUCUCACCUAUGAGUCCGAUGUCGAAGCAGCAUCGGCGGAACAAGAUUUCUUAAGAACUUGUCCAUCUCACCGGUGCAACAAACAUGGACCUGAGAUCCGGUUCCCCUUCCAGCUUUCGACCGAUCCACCGUUGUGUGGUGCCCCAGGCAUGCAGUUAUCGUGCUCUGGGGAUGAUGCAAUCCUGGAUCACCAUGUUCUUGGCUCCUGCAAAGUUACUGAGAUAUAUUACAGGCACCGUGUCAUCAACGUCAUCCCGCUUGAGGAACCAUCGAUGCAAUGCCCAGUUCAGAAACUCAUCUCAACAGACUUAGCAACUGAUGUGUACAAACAACCUCAAUCAUCACAAGUUACAACUCUGGUACGUUGUUCAAGAGGUUUCACACCAGUAGAUCAAUAUAGUAUAGUGGGCCCAGCCUCUUGUCUCAGUAACAGCACUAGGCAAUUCUGGUAUUUGGCAUCAGCUUCCGCAUACAUGUCUGACCUUCCACGGGACUGCAUAGCCAUUUCUAAAGGCAUCUCGAUACCCUUCGCCUAUGAUAAAAGAGGCCAAAACUCAGAUGAGUCCGCUUUCAUCGAAAGAGGAAAUGCAGUCAUCAACUUUGGUGAAACAACAUUCACUUGGCACCUCAAUAACAUUACGGAUGUCUGCCAACAGUGUGAACAUCAAGGUCGACACUGUGGAUUCAGCUCACGAAGGCGUCAAGCAUUUUGCCAUCACCGUGGUAUACAGGUCAUCCCAAUUGCAGCAUCAUCUGUCGCUGCAUUUGUAGUUCUUUCAAUGAUGGUGGCCACCGCGAUCUAUCUCUCCUUGAAGUCAAGGUACAAUGAAGAGUUGAAUAUGAAAGUCGAAAUGUUUCUCAAGGCAUAUGGCACAUCAAAAGCCACAAGGUACACUUUCCCUGAAGUUAAGAAGAUAGCAAGACGGUUCAAGGAUAAACUAGGCCAGGGUGGAUUUGGAAGUGUAUACAAAGGCGAGCUACAAAAUGGAGUGCCUGUGGCAGUCAAGAUGCUAGAGAGCUCUACAGGAGAGGGAGAGGAAUUCAUCAAUGAAGUAGCAACCAUUGGACUAAUCCACCAUGCAAAUAUCGUCCGCCUUAUGGGCUUUUGCUCUGAAGGAACAAGACGGGCUCUGCUUUAUGAAUACAUGCCUAACGAGUCACUUGAAAAAUACAUAUUCUCACAUGUUUCUAAUAUUUCUCGACAACUCCUAGCACCCACCAAAAUGGUAGAUAUUGCUUUAGGUGUUGCCCGAGGAAUGGAAUACCUACAUCAAGGCUGCAACCAACGCAUUCUCCACUUUGACAUCAAGCCACACAACAUUUUGCUGGACUACAACUUCAAUCCUAAGAUUUCAGACUUUGGCCUUGCAAAGCUGUGUGCAAGGGACCAAAGCAUCAUUACCUUGAGUGCAGCAAGAGGCACGAUGGGAUACAUCGCACCGGAGCUGUACUCUCGGAACUUUGGAGGGGUGUCAUACAAGUCAGAUGUGUACAGUUUUGGCAUGCUGGUAUUGGAAAUGGUGAGCGGGCGGAGGAAUUCAGACCCAAGUGUUGAGAACCAGCACGAGGUAUACCUCACAGAGUGGAUUUACGAGGAAGUAAUCACUGAGCAGGAAUUGGUCUUUUCUAUGGAGAUGACAGCAGAAGACAAGGAAAAGAUGAGGCAGCUGACUAUCGUGGCACUGUGGUGUAUCCAAUGGAACCCGAAGAAUCGGCCAUCAAUGACAAAGGUGGUAAACAUGUUAACAGGGAGGUUGCAGAAUCUGCAGAUCCCCCCUAAGCCCUAUGUGUCCUCUGAAAAUCGCCCUUUGCCACAAAACACGACGAACACAUGAACAAUGUUUCAGGGAACUCAACUUGCAUCUGCAUUGUGAGCAUUGUUCAUGUGUUCGUCCUAUAUGUUUGAGGGAACUCAACUUGCAGUAGCAUGCCCAAUGUUGGAUUACGCACUGAACUACGUAUAUGAGGUUUUACUGUAUCUGUAUGCUAUCAUAUUGUAAUGCUAUUAAUCAGAAACAUAUGAUAUGAGGGUGGAUUUUGCAACAGUUGAAUGAUGUGAACUUGUGGGAUUAUAUUA